Solenopsis invicta (red fire ant) is the source of this 2205-nucleotide messenger RNA. Its product is annotated as caspase-1. Gene Ontology annotation, cellular component: cytoplasm. Gene Ontology annotation, biological process: proteolysis; apoptotic process. The transcript is spliced from 6 exons. Lineage: Eukaryota; Metazoa; Arthropoda; Insecta; Hymenoptera; Formicidae. The record is from RefSeq and is a predicted model, not a curated record. The coding region runs from base 364 to 1356 and encodes 330 amino acids.
AUUGUUUUGCUUAUUGGAAUUAUGUGGUGUAAUAAUAUAAUAUUUAUACGGAUAUUUCGAAGAAAUUCAUAAAAGAAUUCGAAACAUUGAUUAGAUUUCAACGUGGAUUCUAGUGCCGUUUCGAGCGAACGAUCACUCGGUUGGUUACGUAGAUUCCACUUGGAUGAUCCACGUGAAAAGAAUGUAGAUUCCACAAACCUGUUCUCAUCGGGUUACCCCACCUCUUCCACCAAACGGAGUGCUAAGGACAGUUAGGACAGAAGACGCCGGACACUUUUAUGUGAAUAAAACCUCUGACGACGCGAUCAGUGCUCAAAACCAGUGCUCAAUAAUUGUAGCGGUGUAAUCUCUUAUUCACGCGAAAUGGAAUCCGCGAUCGACGAGACCGAAGUGCAACAGACAUCAUUGCAGCAAAAUAAACCUGAAAUGAAUACGGAUUUGCAUACAACUGCAAAAGCAUCCCAAUCUGAUGCUUCACCAUUUCUACCUAAGUUGGAGCAAGAAUGUUUACCCACUGCAGCUAUGCCAGUACAUAAAGAUGCAAACUGCUAUAAUAUGAAUCACAAAAAUCGUGGCAAAUGCAUAAUCUUCAAUCAUGAGAAAUUUGAUUCACCCAAGUUUCCUGAACGAGAAGGUUCGGCAAUAGACGCGUCAAGACUAGAAACAACUUUUCAGUAUCUCAACUUUGACGUUAAAAUACAUACAGAUUUGACAAAAAAUCAAAUUACGGAUGUUAUUGAAGAAGUAAGUCAACUAGAUCAUACGGAUAAUGAUUGUCUUUGUAUCAUCGUUCUAACUCACGGAUUGGACGACGACAGACUAGUCGCAAAGGAUACCGAAUACAAAUUUGAUGAGCUUUGGAAGCCUUUCACUGCCGAUAAAUGUGUUACACUUGCGGGCAAACCUAAGCUAUUCUUCAUCCAGGCUUGCAGAGGUAAAAAAGCCGAUAGAGGCGUUUUAUUGAAGAAUUGCAUGGUAGUCGCAGUGCAACAAAGCGGACGAUUGCCAUUCCAAAAGGAUACAGUACUUUGUUAUGCUAUUCCAACUCACGCAGAUUUUUUGUUAGCUCAAAGCACAGUCCAAGGUUUCUCUGCCUGGAGGGAUCCAUUAAAAGGCACAUGGUACAUACAAUGCUUAUGCGACGUUUUGGAUGAAUAUGGAACAGAGAUGGAUUUAAUGAGCAUGCUGACUAUAACAGCGCGAAAGGUUGCUACGGACUUUGCUUCCGUUCAUGUCGAUGAUGAUUUGCAUAACAAGAAGCAGAUACCAUCAGUGACGUCAAUGCUAACUAGAUUGGUUUACUUCCCACAAAAAUCAGUGACUAACUCGGGAAAAAGUUACUGUAGGCUUUUGUAGUGGUUUCGUGUAAAGGAACGGACAAUCUUUAUGUAUUCAAUAGAUUUAUUUAACACUACUGAAAUGAACAAAUAAACGUGAGGACUUAUUAUUAUAAACAGGAGAUAAUGAUUAGGAAAAAUAACUGAAUGUAACUUGAAAGGACUCAAUGCAAACAACGGACAUAUUUUAUCUUUAGCUCUCUAGCUAACUGCCUCUCUUGGAUAGAUCCACGCUGAUAAUCGAGCAUCGAUUAUUGACAUCGAUCAGUAUAUACUGCAGUAUCAACUGCAAAUAUUACUAGAUAUCCUAAGGGCCACUCGCACCAACGCCGAUUAACUUAAUCGCCAAUUAACUUAAAUUUUUCUAUCGGAAUUAACCAAUCGCAUUUGUCGUUAAGUAAAAUUGACCAAUCACGGUUGAUACUUAAUCGGCGAUUAGUUAAUCGGCGUUGGUGCAAGUGGCCCUAACAGUAAACAAAUAACAGAGAUCUUCUAUUAGAUGUCUAUUAGAUGUCAUCGACAUCAAAUUGAUUUGUUAUAUUCUCCCUUGAAGAUGAGCACAAAUUCAUUUUGGAUUACAAACUGCAAAACAUUUUCUAAAAUUAGGAAAUGUAAAUUUUGGUGUACGCGGAUAACAUUGCACUAAUGACAAAUAAUGGCAAAGCAUUGUUAGAUAUAAUAGGAACUUUUAAGAAAUUUUUGAAAUAUAGGAAAAUUUGAAGUUAUGCACAGACAAAACUAUAAUAAGAUGCUGGUAUUCAAUUGGAAAGAAAAAGAAAGCAAAGGAAAGUGGACUUCAAAUUCCAAAAAAGACAGCGUGUUAAAAUGUACAGAAAAAAAUAUAAUUUUGUUUUAAGAAUGUAUGGUA